This is a messenger RNA of Emiliania huxleyi CCMP1516, 1339 nucleotides long. RefSeq lists its product as hypothetical. Bases 45 to 1169 code for a protein of 374 amino acids. The record is from RefSeq and is a predicted model, not a curated record. The transcript is spliced from 5 exons. NCBI's taxonomy places the organism in Eukaryota, Haptophyta, Isochrysidales, Noelaerhabdaceae.
UCGCGACAGCCGUAGUACACGUUUUGCCUGUCGGCUGUCACUCCAUGCCGCCCCAGCGCGCCAUCUGCCUCUGCCUCUUCCUCUGCCUGCACGCUGCCCAUGCCGGUCCAUGCCGCUUCACGCUUCGCCGCCCGCUGUGCUCGCUGUCUUGCCUCUUUGGCGCCGGCAGGUGCAAGGGCAGCAUGCAGAAAGUGCCCUCGUCAGAGUCUGGUGGCGCGCCGACAGCGUGGGAGAUGGUUCACCUCAAGGACGACGGCGUCGAGUCGAGCUGGAGCACCGUCUCCUUUCCCUUCGUGAGCGGCGGCGACAUUGGGAAGAUGACCGAGCGUCUGCCCUGCGACGGGGUCUGGCUCCGCUGGACGCACGGCAGCUACAACUACAAGUGGCACAACGCUCCUCGCCGCCAGAUCAUCGCCUCCCUCAACGGGCACGUCGAGGCGAGCGUCGGCUCGGGCGACACUCGCCGCUUCGGGCCCGGAGAGACGCUGCUGGUCGAGGACACGCGCGGCGAGGGGCACUGCACAAAGUCGCUCGACGGAGUCGGGCGACGGAUCAACGCCGGGGUGAGGGAGAGGCUCGGCGGGAGGCAUGCGGCGGAGGCCGUCCUCUUCUCCUUCGACCAGGCCUCCGUGAUCGAGCUCGAGUUUGCGCAGCGGUGGGAGGAGGUUGGCGAGCAGCUCGCUCGCGCCGGCCUCGCGCUGGCUGCGGCGGGGUGCGAGGCGCUCCUCGUUGCCUUCGAGGCGCUCCGCCGCGCCGUCCCGCGAGUGCCCGUCCUCCACAUCGCAGACGCGACCGCCGCCGCGCUGUCCGGCAAGCGGCGCGUCGCCCUCCUCGGCACCGCCUUCACCGCCAACGAGAAUUCCUUCUUCGCACAGCGGCUCCGCCGGCGCGGCCUCGAGGUUGUGCUCGACGAGCCGGCCGCGCGCGCGGAGCUCGACCGGCUGAUCUACGACGAGCUGACGGUCGACGUCGUGCGGGAGGAGGCGGCGAGCUGGUUCGUGGCGAGGCUCGAGCGGCUGCUCGUGCGGUGCGACGCCGUCGUGCUCGGCUGCACCGAGCUGUCGAUGCUUCUCGACGCCGAGGCGCGCAAGCGGUACGCCGGCGUCGUGUUCGACACGGCGACUCUGCACGCGGAGGCCGCGGUGCGGUUCGCGCUGCGGGAGGAGUGAUUCGGCAAUUCUCGCCGUCCCGCGGUUGGCCUCGUCGCUUGAGACCAUGUUGAGCAGAGAGCGGCUACGCGGGGGCGCGGUGCGGUGUGAGCAGAGACGCGCUCUGAGAUGGCUCAUUGCCCGCGGUGUUAUUUUUGUGUGUUGUUUAUUUUUCUCGCUCUGUCUGACGC